Messenger RNA from Lolium rigidum, 492 nucleotides. RefSeq names its product dirigent protein 6-like. The transcript is spliced from 2 exons. The record is from RefSeq and is a predicted model, not a curated record. NCBI's taxonomy places the organism in Eukaryota, Viridiplantae, Streptophyta, Magnoliopsida, Poales, Poaceae. Bases 1 to 492 code for a protein of 163 amino acids.
AUGCAAGGCCUCGCGGCAUCAUCUUCCAAGCUGUCUCUGACCAUCGUGGUCGUGGUGUUCCUGCUGGGCUUGGCGGGCGCCGCGGACGGCCGCAGGCGGCUCGUCUCCAGCAGCCCCGACGAGCCAUGCAAGAAGAUGACGCUCUACUUCCACGACAUCCUCUACGAUGGCGGCAACAACACGGCCAAUGCGACGUCAGCGGCGGCGACGAACCCGACGGCGCUGAGCAACAGCACCUACCUUGGCAUGCUGGUGGUGUUCGACGAUCCCGUGACGGAAAGGAACGCGCUACCCGUUGGGAAGGAGGUGCCGGCGGCGCGCGCGCAGGGGUUCUACUUCUACGACGAGAAAACGCGGGACAUCUCCGUCGUCGGCGGCACCGGUGACUUCUUCAUGGCGCGUGGCAUAGCCACGCUUCGCACCGACGCCUUGGAGGGCUUGUACUACUUCCGGCUGCAGAUGGAUAUCAAGCUCUACGAGUGCUAUGUGUAA